Messenger RNA from Podospora anserina S mat+, 669 nucleotides. RefSeq lists its product as uncharacterized. The coding region runs from base 1 to 669 and encodes 222 amino acids. Gene Ontology annotation, biological process: protein targeting to vacuole; ubiquitin-dependent protein catabolic process via the multivesicular body sorting pathway; protein targeting to membrane. The transcript has a single exon. Gene Ontology annotation, cellular component: ESCRT I complex. The record is from RefSeq and is a predicted model, not a curated record. Lineage: Eukaryota; Fungi; Ascomycota; Sordariomycetes; Sordariales; Podosporaceae.
AUGUCGGUGCAGCAGCAUCAAAUGGUGCGUUGGUCCAGGCCCAGGAAAUCCCGGAUCCCGGAGACCAGUGGCUGCCCAAGUUCUUGCAGGAUAAAUCGUAUGUUUAUGUUUGGCGCUGGCCACAUGCAACCAGCCUUGCUCGUUGUUGCUAACCACAACGGCUUCAGAAAGCAAGAUUUGGCCGAGAUAUUGUCGGACCCGGCACGCCUCUCGGCGCUCACCCACUCCCCUCAGACAGUCCACCCCUCUUUGGGAUCGUCUCAUGAGGCACUGCAGGUAGCACUAAGUGAAAACAUCGAGCGGGCUGCUCAGCUGCUCGAGCUCGAGGCGAGGCUGGCCCACCAGAGAUCAACAACACAGUCCCAGCUGCUGUCGACUCACGCACUGGAGAGACAGUGGCGGGCCAAACAGGCAGACAUGGACCAUGCGCUGGCUCCGUUCGCGCCUGCAAGUUUGUAUCAGCGUCUCAGUCAGGGGGUUCAGGAACAGGAAGGCGUUUGCUAUGCGCUGGAGGAGAGCUUUCUCGAGGGGGAAGGUGACGGUGCGCUGGCUACGGAGAGAGAGGUCGGUGAUUGGAUCAGGAGGUACAGAGAAGCCAAGAAGCUGUACUAUUUGAGACAGGAGAGGAAGGAGAGGUGGGACGAAGGCAGGGUUGGAGGGUGGAGGUGA